AUGCACUGUCGAAUGUACCUGGCCGGCAUGAACUUCACCGUUAUCACGGAUCAUCGGCCAUUGCUUGGUAUCUUCAAAGGAUCAAACCUGGCAGCCGUAGACAAUCCACGUCUCCAACGGAUUUUGAUGAAAACGGCUGGAUACACGUUCACCAUACAAUGGAUUCCAGGCAAGAAUCAUCGGAUUGCCGACACGCUCUCACGUUAUCCCCUUUUCGACGAUAAUUCUCAGGACGAUGACCCACCUUCCACAUUCGAUAACUCCAUUCUUCUAUCCGCCGUUCAAAUGGAAUCCGGCUCUGAUUUAGCCCUUCAUUCCAUCGCCUUGAAUGCCAAGAAUGAUGUCAAUUAUCAGGCUGUCAUAGCCACUCUUCUAUCUGGUAAAUCACCAAAACACUUGCCUCAAUCUCAUCCGGCCAAAUUAUUCACCAAGCAGUGGGACAGCUUAUCCCUAGAUCACGAUAAUGGUCUUUUGAUCCUUCAAGGCCGUCGAAUUAUUCUGCCCAUCCAAUCUCGUGCGACCAUUCUCCACGACUUACAUCAGUCUCACCAAGGCAUUCGUCGGACCCGCGCUCUGGCUCGUAGCCUGUAUUUUUGGCCGGGCAUGAACAAUGACAUUGAACAGGUCAUCAGUGCAUGCGCUCAAUGUCAGGAGUUUCGCCCGAGCCAAUCCCCCGAGCCUCUUCGCCAAUCCACCGCCACCCGACCAUUUGAGUCCUCGUUCCGUGGAUUUGUUUCACAGCGCUGGUGCGCAUUACUUGAUCAUGGUGGACCGAUUUACGGGUUGGCCGUGCGUGUCUCGCCUUUCUCGAUUGGACACGCGGACCAUAACCGACAUUUUGAGGACUGGUUCGCGGAUUAUGGAAUUCCCCAGCACUUGCGCUCCGAUGGGGGACCUCAAUUUCGCGGCGGUGAUUUUGCCGAAUUCUGCCGUCGCACCCACAUCAACCAUGAACUUUCCUCGGCCUACCACCCCGCUUCCAAUGGUCACGCCGAAUCCGCGGUCAAAGCCAUGAAGACCUUGCUCCAAAAGCAUGGCCACAAUUGGCGCAAUUUCCGGCCACGCCCUUUUGGCCUGGCGCAACGUGUGCACCGUGCCCGGACGGACGGUUUCAGUCCCGCCCAAUGGCUCUUCGGUCGCGGCCUCCGCACCCGCAUUCCCGGCCAUCCGGCCCACUACAAUCGAUUGUCCGACCACGUCUGGGCCCAAGCCCUUCAACGCCGCGAGGAGGAAAGCGAGAAGACUCAGGUUCGAUUCGAUAACACCGCGAUCCCUCUCCCACCGCUUCAACCUCACGAUACAGUUCUGGUUCAGGAUCCCCGCACCAAAAAGUGGAAUCGGUCGGGCUUGGUCAUAGAACCAAGACGAAAUCAUCGCUCCUCCUACAAAGUCGAAAUCGAUGGCCGGAUUUCAAUCCGGAACCGAAUUCAUCUCCGACCAGUACCCAUGGAAACGGCAUCUCCCGACAAGGUGGUGACCCUGAGCCGAGCGCGAACGAACCCUUCCUUCCUCGAGAAACCCGCCUUCGAUCGAAAAGAGUUCGGUUUAAACAUUAAUAAUCUGUCCUAUGAUGCCAACUUUAGGGGGAGAUGA
Molecule: messenger RNA, 1593 nt
Organism: Tigriopus californicus
Lineage: Eukaryota; Metazoa; Arthropoda; Copepoda; Harpacticoida; Harpacticidae
Exons: 1
Coding region: 1-1593 (530 amino acids)
Biological process (GO): DNA integration
Molecular function (GO): nucleic acid binding
Source: RefSeq, a predicted model, not a curated record